Molecule: messenger RNA, 486 nt
Organism: Exophiala bonariae
Lineage: Eukaryota; Fungi; Ascomycota; Eurotiomycetes; Chaetothyriales; Herpotrichiellaceae
Exons: 2
Coding region: 1-486 (161 amino acids)
Molecular function (GO): carbon-sulfur lyase activity
Source: RefSeq, a predicted model, not a curated record
AUGCCAACCAAGGGGUCUUGCAUGUGCGGUGAUCUCAGUUAUGAGUUCGACGGCGAGCCUCUCCUCAAGGGCAUCUGUCACUGCCUGACAUGCCGAAAACUCACCAGCAGUGCCUACACACCAUGCAUUCUGGUCCCAGAUCCAGCAUCAGCGACCGAGACACCACCUCCGGGCGUGUCAUUUGAGCUCUCAUCAAAGUCGAAUUCGAAACCGCGUGAGACAACGACUGUCCAUGAGACGGGCAUGGAGAUCAAGUUCUAUGGCUGUUCCAAGUGUCCAUCCACGCUGUACAAACGCGCUCCGGGCGGAUUUCCAGGCGUGUUGAUUGUGCUUGCAGGUACUUUGGAUGGUGCUGAGGGUGAAUUGAGGGCACAAGGCGGGUUGGAAGAAGGGUUUGGGUCCCCUCAGGUCGAGUUGUGGGUUAAGUAUCGCCUGCCGUGGCUUCAGGAGGUGAAGAGCGCGAAACAAUGUGAGGGUUUUGAGUAA